Molecule: messenger RNA, 1735 nt
Organism: Amoebophrya sp. A25
Lineage: Eukaryota; Dinophyceae; Syndiniales; Amoebophryaceae
Source: the annotation of a GenBank genome assembly
GGAACUACCACAAGAGGCCGUAGCAGCUCUUCACCAUCUUCUCAGAAAAAAGGUGGUACAGGUGCUUCUUUAAAUAGGGCUCGUAGUCGCAGUAACAGUAUUCCCAAAGCAAAACAGCCUGUCAACCUGAAAGACGGCCUUUGUACUGGUGUUACCUGUCUUCUAGUGAAUCAACGAAGGAAGGUAGAGUCUGAAGACGCUGCCCAUAUGACUCUACAACAAGCGGUUGCGGCAAGCAGUUCUGGGCAAUUGACAGCAAUACCUGAUGAAGAAGAAAAGCAAAAGGCAGAGAACGCUUGUGGCUUUUUUGAUACGCGCGAAGGCGGCGUUGGGACGUAUCUGAAGUUACGGCCCAGAAGUGUUUUACAGAAGUAGAUCGUCUAGAAUAUCUUGAUCUUCAUCUGACCCUGACUAAAUGUCGUCCCUCUAAAACUCGCCCGCGGCGCGAAACCCAAAGCAGGAGACAAGCUAUACGUUGGCUCCAAAGAAGGCACCAUCUUUGUGGUGGACCUAACGUCGCUGGAUCUCGACCACGCUGUUGGGUAUAACAGUAAACUAGUCCAACUCCAAGACGCAAUGGGCGUCCAGAUAGCGGUCAUGAAGCAAGAAGCAGCAGCAGCACAGGCCGCGGCGGUUCAGAAUUCGUUUUAUGAAUGAUGGGUGUCAACAGUGUCACGGUAAAAAUCUAGAUGCACCUUAGAAUAAAAGCAGAUUACCAUGAAAUUAAUUGUCAGGACGAGAUUCGAGAGCAGAUGUUGAUGUUCUUCUAAAGCAGAUUACCAUGAAAUUGUCAGGAGCUUCGAGAGCAGUAGAUGUUGAUGUUCUUCUUCUUGUUACUCUACUUUCAGCUACACUUCUAAAUCGUCCAAUACAAUGCUGGUGGCAUGAUCAACUACAUGAGUCAAGAAGGGAGUCUCCCUGCCAGUGUCAAGACUAGUCCUCGAGGAACGGUUACUGGCGCCAUAGUCGCUGCCCAUGCACUUACAGAAAUGGGUGUAGGUGCUAGAUCUUCAAAUGCAGGAUCUCAACCAGUUGCAGGAGCAUCACAACCUCGUAGUGCCUAUAGCAGUGCGGCCAACAGUCCUCGUGGUGGAACUACAUCGCCGAUGGAUCAGACGCAAGUAGUGUUCGACAUGAAGGGACUCGUUUCAGGACCACCAACUAAGGGCAUUCUCAAAAACACAGAAAAAUCCAGCAAAUCGUAUGUCUCUUCGCUUGCGCCGACUCCUGGUGGUCCUUAUGGUGCUGGUGGAGCGACUCCAUACACUGGAGGAGGUGCAUUUCCUCUUCCCUUUAAUGUUCAUGUUCCUGCAGUGCCUGUGCAAGCAGUUGCUGUUGCUGUAAAUUUCAAACUAGGUUUGGGUGGAGGUGGUGGUGCUGGUUUUGGUGGAGGCGGACACAACGAGGAACCCCCACGCAUUGACCCAGACCAGCGGAGUCUGCUGAACAAACCGCCACGCUUGCAUUUUGAGGCCAAAUCAACAGGAAGUGGAGACUCACUUGUUGCGCCAAGUCGUGCGACUAGCAUUAAGGCUUGAAACUUGGCAUCUCUAUGCGCGUCUCUACGUCUUCUUCAAGGAGGAAGUUCUUAGAUCUUAUGCGAGCUAGAGACGCCAACUUUCAUCAAUCUUCUCUAAUAGCAGUCGAGCUUCGCCUUCAAUUGCUGCCAGUUUCGUCAACUUUGGCGGUGCACAGGUCUUGUCUUCCUCUCCUCCUGCGAGUAGCGCGGUGCUGA